UUGCAGUGGGAUGUGCACGGCAUCACUUUACAGGCCGUGCAUCACCGCCUUAGUAACCCACGGGCAGCAGUGGAGUGAGGGUGUGCUCCGCCGCGCUCCUACUCCUCCGCCCAUCCAGUGUUCCCGUCUUCCUCGCAGGGUCAGGCCGUGACAUGGAAAAAGCCACAAUGACUCUCACGAUCGGGAAGCUUAUCAAUGCUGUGACCUUCUGCCUAGCCAUUGGCUCGGGGAAGGUGCACAGCCGAGGUCUUCCCACAGGCUGCUCGGAGGCCGGCUGUUCGGGGGUGGAGUGCUACCAAGGCUUCUGCGGCGCCCAGUGUGAGUGUGAGUGCCUCCCGUGCUUCACCGGGCCUUCCUGCGCUUCGUAUGAGGAUCUGUACGGCCCCAGGUUCGCCAUCCGGGAGGACACGGUGAUCCUGGAGCCCCACCACACAGGUGUUGUGUACAAGGCAGCUGCAGAGGACGAGGACCUGGGUCUCACCUGUCCACUUGGUCCGGGCCGCAACAGUCGCUGUCCAUGCGCUUCUAUACGAUAUGAAAUUUUCACUCCUGGACGCGGCCAGCGAACGCCUCACAGUCUCUUCACCAUCCAUCCCUCCUCUGGACAGGUGUUCCUACAGCCGGGCACUACACUACAGCCUAGUGUCCGUCACCAGGCGCUAGUCGUCGCCUCGAGUAUCAACGGCAGCAGGGAGGAGGGACACUUACCGCUGUAUGACGUGCAAACACUAACAGUGAUGGUUCGACACAAGGACUCGCUGCGUGACCUCCUGCAGGACCCCUUGCUGGACCAACUCAGACACCACUUUGUUCAGGAUGUCUUCUUUGGUACCAACUUCACAAAAGAGAACAGUGAUUCCACCCACGAACACCACGACCACCACCAUCAGAAGGAAAGCAACCACCACCAGAACAGCCUCGCCGGACACACCAGCCACGCUACGACCUUGAGUUUCCGGCGAGGCGGUGACCUGACCCCGUGGGAGAAACAGGUGACCAAGAACAACCUGGGACCCGGACUUGGUAGGCGGCGCAGGGCAGCGAGACACACUCGAAGGAGCCGCCAAGCCCAGCCACCCAUGCCCGCCCCUUCCCCGCUAUAGAGCGAAAGCGCUGGUUGUGGGAGGAAGCCGCCGCGGCCAGGUGAAGUCGGCUAGCGGUGGGUUGACAGCUAAGCCCCGCCGCCCGCCUCAACAAGUUAUGAGAGAGAAGGGCAUCAUCACCUGCCGAGUCUGCUGAUUGCCCUCGAGGUGUCUGGUGACGCCACACGCGGACAUCUUUCCUGGUGACGCCUGCAGGAUUGAGGACGAGUGCAAGUACAGCGACACCCUAACCUCGAGAACUGAUGGCAAAGGAAGCGAGCUGGCAGCGCACUACAACGAUUACUCACUCUACUAGUCUGAGUCACACGGGCCCCGAGAGAUGAUGCCUCACGCUCCAGGAAAACACACACACGUACAGUACACCUCACCAUCUUGCCAGAUACUUAGUGAAAGUAAUGUAAAAUGAUCGGAGAUUUUUCCUUCGUCAAGGAAUAUACUUUGGCUCCCAGGAAUCUAAAGUCAGCUUAAAAAAAAAAAAAAAAGUCUUGCAAUAUACAAUGAGGGAACACAUCAUCAUACUUUCAGUUUUGAUGUAUCUUAUUUGUUCGUGUUUUACUCUUUUUUGUCUGCCAAGAAUGAUUGGCUAUCCUCGCAUGAACUAGACCAGAACACUAAUGGUUUCUUCACCAAUCUCUUUACGAAUAAAGAUUUGGAAUGCAAAAGAAAUAGACACUAAGAAUGAAUAAUUGAAGUAUUCUGUACCAACGAGCAAAGGGGACAAGAGGAGAGAGGGGCCAGGUAUAUCAAUGCUGUCUGUUUUCCUCUAGUCUAGUGGAAGGAAAGUGUCUCGUAAUUUUAAUGCUGAAGACGAGCCUUGAGAUCAUUGUCGAGUGACUUGUUUACCUCAUUGUGAGUUAUGUAUGUACACGUGUUGGGAAGAUGAAAGCGUGUGGGUGAAUAUUUCAAACACAUAUGUACGUACACACCCUCCCACACAUCCACACACACACACACACACACACACACAUGUAUUUGAACGAUCUCAAAAAUGAAAUAUAAACACACCUUUUAUAUUCUCUAAUUUUAUCGCUCAGCGUCAUGACAUAUGCCAAAACAGUCAUUGCAUGCGUACUGAAAAAAAAAAAAAAAAAAAAAUUGGCGCACAUUUCAUUAUUUUUACAUUCGCUGUAAAUUAAUCUUUCGUAUUGGCUUAAUUCUUUAUCGCUUUUGCUAGGACUUAAUUAAAUGUUUGCGUUUCAUUUUUUUUUUUUUUUUUUUCCAAUUUUCACGUUUUCACUUUUAGAUUUAUUGGCUCAGUGAAAUGUUUCCGCGCCUGGUGUUGUAUACAGAAACCUGCGUAGUGAUUAUGAGGACAACAUAUCCCUGCCGGCCUUAAAGGUGUUCAACAUAGACAGAUUUCACCGAGUCGCAGAAUCAACCUCGCUGGUAUGUUAAUGUUUACGCCUCAGGGAUAAGGUUGUCUCUUCGCUCACCACAGCAGAUGGCAUUAUGCAUUUAUCACUGUUCUGUAGGUAGAAACCUUCUGGCAGUACGCUGAAGGGUGUUAAAACUACUUGAGUAGUCACUUUAACUGAGCUGAGUCUGGGAUGAAAACGUGUACCGUAUAUCCAUGUUUGGUGCACCAAUCACCAGCCAGGGACAGGAAGGGUGUUCUCUCCCACCCAAUGAAAACAAGUGUGCCUCCCAACACCUUAUAUCUGUCUUGCUUCUCGGCUCCUUUAAAUUUUUUCUACUAAAACAUUUAUGAAGAAGAAUGGCUAUGAGCAAUAAAAUACUACAAAAAAUAAAUAAAUAAAAAAAACGUUCUCUCGCCGCUCCUUGAAAACCAGUAUUACGGAUCACCGUAAUACUGCUGGUGAUCCAAGUUUCAAGCCGACAUCUGAACUAUAUAAUGACCAAUCCUUUUAAACUUUUCUACUCAACUUUCUGGAUUGUAACUAUUAGGCUGAUUUUUUUUUUUUUUUUCAUCCUUUCGUAUCCUUUGACUAAGCUCAUAUAUACAUGAAGAAAAGAAAGUUGUAUGAUUAUAGCUAGCAUUUAAGGAGAAGAUAAGAUCCAGUAACCGCACACCACUCGAUGUUUCUUCACAUAGUUUUCCACAACUAUUCUUGAAGACACGAGUACUACACCUGCACCUCAGCCGGCUAAGAGGUUGGCCAAUCUGACUCGUCUUCCACCUUAUUACUUCACCUUAUCUCGAACCAAAUGAACGAAGCCAGAUUCCUACAGCUAAUGGAAGUACACGUCAUGUUUACAUGGUGAGAAGGAUGUGGAAACGUAACAGAAUGUUUAUAGUAUGCCCGUAUAUGGAAGAUCCGCGUGGCAAUGUCUAGAUCGCCUCAUCACCAGACAAAAUCACUUCUGAGACUCCUUUCAGUCUGUGUUUGAUCAUUAGACAACCAGAUUAGGAGGUCCUGGCAUGAAAAAAACAACAUCACGCAGUCCGUUAAUUUACGAUGCCAAAUAAACUCAUAACUAAGUUGCCUUAAUAUCAAUAAAUAAGUAAACCAUUAAAUCAAUUCCCAUCCUCACGCCCCGUCGUCAUCCUCUUCUUCCCUCACUGUCCUGUCUUGAGCCACUCCUCUCCACUCCGUGUGCAUUCCUUCUAUUUAAUUAUAUUUGUAUUAUCAAUAGUGUUUUAGUUAUCGAUAGAUAGACGAUUCUCCAUAAAGAUAAUAACAUAUAAUUGACACGGACAGAUCAUGUGGUGGUCAGAACCGUAACCUAGUACAGAAAGAGGCACAAAGUCUUUCAGUGUACAGGCAUCCGGUGAAGGAGGAGGAUCAUAAUGGAUAAUACUGAAAUUUAAGAUGUGUUAUUAGUACCUACCAAUUCAUUAGUUACUUUAAUGACUUUUACCUUAACAUCUUUAUUUUAUAAUGUUUUGCCAUGGAUAAUCGGAUCACCAUUAACUUCACUUCACUUUGGUUUUCAGCACCUAAAGGUGUAGUCUUAUUAGCGCUUUUUCAGUUGAUGUUUGUGGUUUUCGUGGUUUUUGGUCCUUCCGUAUUUCUAUUUUUUUUUUUUUUUCUGCUACAUCAUCUUUACUGGGCAAGAUCAUCGUCAACUUCAUCAAAUCAAAACAGAUCGUGGAUAGCAUAUCUGGAGUAACCCUCAUAAAAUAAAACUUAACAUCUCUCAACAUAUUAAGAAUAUUAAUUCAACUUUGUGCACAUUUUGUCAUACUUUAGUUCCUGGACGCUAUGGACGCAAUGAAUCAACCUGAUUGAUGACGUACGAACCACAAGGAUGACAUACUCGUAUAUCUCAAGAAAGGCUCUUUUUUUUUUCCUUUUUUUUUUUUUUAGACGAGCAGACCACAACUGCAUCAUUUUUUUUUUUUUUUUUUUGCUAGUCUACGAAUAACAAGCCUCAUGUCUGCCGGAACAAUGUUCGUUUACAGUCUUUUGUUUGUGAAAGUUGUGAUGAACGGCUGAGUUCAUUAAAUAGUUCACUUUCCAGAAAGUUGGCGAAUUAAAAAGCACGGAAAAUGUACUAGUAACUCCAGACGAUGUCUUAAAUAUAACCCAAUCUUUACUCUUGGUCAUCUGGCGACAUUGAGGAAACUUUACUUAAGGCAGAAUAAAGCAACAGUAGCGAUGAAAUCUAGGAUGGCUGCCACCAACAAUGGAGGACCCAAAUCAACGUUCGUGAGUUGGACUACGACAGGUCAUCGGCUUUUGCUGAGUCAUGGUGAACUAAAUGGAAUGUCCUAAGUCACGGGAACCCGCAUUUGUAAAUGGAUUCGCCUAAAUGGAAGAGGCCAUUUGACUAGUUUAAAGACAUUUUCGUCGUUCUCAGUUUGCAUUUGAUGGGGAAUAGUAUCAUGUUGAAUUAUGACAAGUAAAAUGUAUUACAUCAUAAUUAAAAUUGAGCCAGGCGGCGGAGGGCAUCCGUAAUGCCAUUACGUGACCGUCCUGAUGACCCUCGAGUGUGAUGCAAGGGUUCGUUCGUUGCCCGGCCUCGUGGUCACCAUGAACAUCUCAACGCCACCGCCAUGCCUGGGUAACGCGGAGAUGUGUGUGUGUGUGUGUGUGUGUUGUGGUACCUAGGCACCUCUUCCGAUGCGGCACAAGCUUCACUACUGUAAUGACUGCAGCCUCGUGGGUGUAAAAUUGGCGUCGAUGUGUAAAUAUUGUGUAUAUACUCUUUUGUGUUCUCUGUUGUUUUAUUUUCUCGGAGUUUUGUAUACUAAGCAUGACAGAUAUUUGUGUCAAUUACUUCGGCCAUGUACUCCUCUGUACUGUACAGAUCUUGGUAUGCUAACAAUGGUAUUUUUCGUCGUUGUUACUAGUAAAGAAAUGAAAGGAAAAUGAUGUGCUGAGUGGACCUUUACAGCAUGUCAUAAUGAUAUUGCUAAUAAAUAUAUUUCGUGACUAGAGAAA
Messenger RNA from Scylla paramamosain (green mud crab), 5449 nucleotides. RefSeq lists its product as uncharacterized. The record is from RefSeq and is a predicted model, not a curated record. Lineage: Eukaryota; Metazoa; Arthropoda; Malacostraca; Decapoda; Portunidae. The transcript has 9 exons. The coding region runs from base 153 to 1103 and encodes 316 amino acids.